CUAAUCAUGUUUUGACAGGAAGAAAGUGUGAGCCAAACUAUCCCUGUCCUCAGUGUCCAAAGGCCUACAAAAUGAUCAAAGGCCUUCAACAGCACAUGAAGUUGGAAUGCAACAAAGCUCCUUCCCAGUGGUGCCACCUGUGCAGCUUCAAAACACAUCGGCCGCCGACGCUCUACAGGCAUCUGCGGACAGUACAUCGCAUGGAGAUUACUUUCAACAAAUAAACUACCACCAAUGUCCUCAAUGCCGCAGGAGCUACCGAACUGUACAGGGUGUACAGCAACACCUACGUCUGGAAUGUGGUAAGUCGCCCAGCAAGUGCUGCACUCUAUGUAGCUACAAGACGUACUACACGAGCCACCUCAAACGUCAUCUGGUCACCAAACACUGGGACUAUGUAGUGACUGACCCGGGGCACCUCAAGUUGUAAUGUUUCCUUUGAUUUAUGUAUGUUUUAGCGAUUGUUUCAUG
Messenger RNA from Macrosteles quadrilineatus (aster leafhopper), 471 nucleotides. Its product is annotated as longitudinals lacking protein, isoforms J/P/Q/S/Z-like. The record is from RefSeq and is a predicted model, not a curated record. NCBI's taxonomy places the organism in Eukaryota, Metazoa, Arthropoda, Insecta, Hemiptera, Cicadellidae. Bases 107 to 430 code for a protein of 107 amino acids. The transcript is spliced from 2 exons.